AUGAGAGAUACGGAAUUUGAGCAGAAAUUACGCCAGCGAACUAGGGUCGAUAGAACGGAGCUUACGAAGCCUGUCAGUGGUAGUACGACUCCUGACACUCCUCUUCCGGAGGACGAUGACAAGGCCAAAGCCAAAGGGGGGUUUUUUAAUUCUUUGCGCGAUGAGAUGUCCUCAUAUCGGUCGGAUAGGAGUAGGAAAUCUAGUGGUGGACAGUUCGGUGAGGAAGGUUUGGUCCCUCAUUAUGGGCUUCCUAGGUUGGAUGCAUGUUGUUCAAUUCAGACUCCAAUGCGUAGAAGAUUGCAGACUGCGGUUGUGGCAUGGCACAUCUCAUCGUUUGUGUUUUUAGCUGUGCUUUCGAUCUAUGCGUUAUCAAAUCCGAUGCUGUGGUUUGCGUCUAUUCCUUAUACGAUUUAUUUUAUCUUCGAUAGAGCACCUGGGAAUGGUGGUGUGGUUAAGAGGGGAUCGCAUUGGUUUAGGUCCUUGCCCAUUUGGACUUGGUAUUGUGAGUAUUUUCCUAUCAACUUAGAUAGGACCACACCAUUAAAACCAACUUACACAGAGAAGAAACCAUCACCGAGUGAAAAGACUAAAAAAUCAUCGAUUUUUAACCCAAAGUCCUGGAAACUCUUUAGGCGAACUGAAAAGUAUGAACUGACCGGUCCGCGCUACAUCUUUGGUUACCAUCCUCAUGGUAUCGGGGCUCUGGGAGCUUUCGGUGCCAUUGGUACUGAAGGUUGUGGCUGGUCCAAGAAGUUUCCAGGUAUAAAUGUCUCCUUGAUGACGUUGGUUGCACAGUUUCAUGUCCCAUUGUACAGGGAUUACUUAUUAGCGUUGGGAAUCAGUGCAGUCACAAGGAAAAACUCUUUGAAAGUUCUCGAGAGGAACCACUCCAUUUGUAUUGUCGUCGGUGGAGCUAGAGAGUCACUGAUGAGCAGUAUUGGUUCAGUGGAUUUAGUACUGAAAAGAAGGAAGGGGUUUAUUAGGCUUGCUUUAGAGAGCGGUAACGUAUCCUUAGUUCCUGUCUUUGGGUUUGGUGAAACUGAUUGUUACAACAUCGUACAUACAAGUGAGAACUCUUUCUCUCAUAAGGUCCAACUCUGGAUGAAGAAGAACUACGGUUUUACCAUCCCAAUAUUCUACGCUCGUGGACUGUUCAAUUACGACUUCGGUUUCCUUCCAUUUAGGACGCCCAUCACAGUACUGACAGGCAAUCCGAUCUAUGUGGAAAAGAAAAUAUCAAACCCAACACCGGAACAAGUAGAUCAUUACCACGAUCUGUACGUUGAGGAACUAAAGAAGCUCUAUUACGAUAAUAGACACAAGUACGGUUACGGUACAGUAGAGAUGCAAAUUGCCGGUUAA
Messenger RNA from Torulaspora delbrueckii, 1362 nucleotides. It is a transcript of the gene DGA1, whose product is annotated as diacylglycerol O-acyltransferase. Gene Ontology annotation, biological process: triglyceride biosynthetic process. Lineage: Eukaryota; Fungi; Ascomycota; Saccharomycetes; Saccharomycetales; Saccharomycetaceae. Gene Ontology annotation, molecular function: diacylglycerol O-acyltransferase activity. The coding region runs from base 1 to 1362 and encodes 453 amino acids. The transcript has a single exon. The record is from RefSeq and is a predicted model, not a curated record. Gene Ontology annotation, cellular component: endoplasmic reticulum membrane.